AUGGCAGAGAACAAAGACACCACCAUCAAGUUGCUUUUAAUAGGAGAAUCGGGUGUUGGGAAGUCGUCUUUACUUCUUAGAUUCUCGGAAGACACAUUUAAUCCGAUGUAUAUCACAACUGUUGGUAUAGAUUUUCGAGUGAAAAACAUUGAAUUGGAUGGUCAUAAGUUGAAGCUUCAAAUCUGGGAUACCGGAACGGUUCAGAACUAUUGUCUCGAGCUAUUAUCGAGGUGUCAUGGGUAUCGUAUUAGUCUACGACAUCACUCUCCGCGAGAC
Molecule: messenger RNA, 276 nt
Organism: Entamoeba invadens IP1
Lineage: Eukaryota; Evosea; Mastigamoebida; Endamoebidae
Product: Ras family protein
Exons: 4
Biological process (GO): regulation of exocytosis; protein secretion
Molecular function (GO): GTP binding; GTPase activity
Source: RefSeq, a predicted model, not a curated record